This is a messenger RNA of Chaetomium strumarium, 829 nucleotides long. RefSeq lists its product as uncharacterized. The record is from RefSeq and is a predicted model, not a curated record. The transcript has 2 exons. The coding region runs from base 135 to 626 and encodes 163 amino acids. NCBI's taxonomy places the organism in Eukaryota, Fungi, Ascomycota, Sordariomycetes, Sordariales, Chaetomiaceae.
CAUGAUGCCUGAGCAGAGACCGUCUCAACUUCCUCCCUGCCCUGGCCCUCCGCCGAGCCGGCCUUUGCCUCCUGUGCCAAAGAGAGGCUAAGGCUGAAGGGUUUCGCGACCUCUUUUCUUCGGAUUCGACAUUCAUGAUAACCCACAUGGGCAUGCGACAACUCUCCAGCUACGGCCUCGUGCUGUAUUUCUUCCGGAGCCAACGCCCCGAGAGGCACGCCAUUGCGCUUCUGUAUGCCUUGAAGCCGCAGACUUUGGACGCAUCACAAGCCCCCAGUACCUCGACACGGCCACGCGGGUGUUACCCUCGCAUGCUAAUUGGCCGACGCGGCCUAAGAAGCUUUGCGCUCCUCAACCUCGCAGCAUGCUGUGCAUGCCUGGACAGAUUGCCCUCGCAUCGCACCAAUCCGCAUCGCUGUUUCACCACUGGAGUCAUUCACACACCAUCGCCGCCACUUCCAUGGUUUCGCGGGAUGCACUUUCGAGAGCCGGCUCAGCAAUCUCGAUUCUCACCUUCGACUUCCAACCUAAUCAGCGCGAACAUUACGGGCGCAUUCUCACCCCUGUACCACCACGGGGGAUACGGACAUUUUAAUCCACGGCUUUGCUUCUUUUUCUUGAUUUGAGCAACGAUAUCGGUAUUGAGUGUUACGACGUUUCGGCACAUCUGGGUUUUUUAUAGAGAGGGUUUCACCUGUAUCACUACACUAUGAGCAUUGGGAACGGCGUCAUAUGAUACCAACGGGGCUGAGACUCCGCAGGACGCUGAUUUCAUGAGGAUAACGGGAGUUUCUAGGUGAUGCGUCGGGCGCGGGCGGGUUGUUGCCGA